Molecule: messenger RNA, 371 nt
Organism: Pectinophora gossypiella (pink bollworm)
Lineage: Eukaryota; Metazoa; Arthropoda; Insecta; Lepidoptera; Gelechiidae
Product: acrosin-like
Exons: 2
Coding region: 45-371 (108 amino acids)
Source: RefSeq, a predicted model, not a curated record
UAUAAUUUCUUAUUGUAUGCUAAGACCUAACCCCUUACAGCAGCAUGAGUUGCGGGCCGCCGUGUCCACCGUGCUCGCCGCCACCGCCGCCCCCCUGCCCGCAGGUGUGCACCCCCCCGCCGCCCUGCCCCCCCUGCCGCGCCAAACCCAUCAUGCGGGGGCUCCACUGGUCUCAAACCAAGAGCGUCCUCGCUCAGGCCCUGACAAUAUCAGCCAUCGCAGGCACCUGCGUUUACCUCUUCAUCGGAAGACCGCGGAUGGCUCGUUACAAAGAGUUUUAUGCAAAAGGGGAAUUUGAAGACUGGGCUGAUGAAAUGGCCAGAAAGGGACUGUUCCAAUCUGUUCCAAAAGAAUCUUUAAGAGAUUUCUAA